Molecule: messenger RNA, 1257 nt
Organism: Desarmillaria tabescens
Lineage: Eukaryota; Fungi; Basidiomycota; Agaricomycetes; Agaricales; Physalacriaceae
Product: NAD-binding protein
Exons: 7
Coding region: 285-1232 (315 amino acids)
Molecular function (GO): oxidoreductase activity
Source: RefSeq, a predicted model, not a curated record
CCGUUGUUGCGCUGCUGCCUAGGAGUCCUUGACAUGUUGAUCCAGGGGAAGUGUCACCAGUGCAUUUAGCUAAACUUUUGUUUCCCCACAAAGAUUAACUCCAUGCAAGAAACCACACUAUUUCUUCAGCGGCAGCUCAGCGCUGAGCGCUCGGAAGGAUUAUAAUAGAGUCGAAGGGGUUACCGGUAAUUUGAAAUGUGCCACCUAACAUCUACCACCAUGACCAUAUCAGCGCUCAUUCUUCCUUUCCAACUUUCAUCAACUUGCCAACGUACAUUGAGGGAAUGUUCGGCACCCUACAUAACCUUUGCACCUUUUCCAAGCAAGCCUGGUUCUCCGGAAAGCCUCGAUGGACCCCAGCCCAGAUGCCAGACUUGAAGGGAAAGGUCGUUAUAGUGACCGGUGGCUCGUCAGGGAUAGGGAAAGAGAUAGUCAGGGAAUUGCUCCUUCACAACGCUAAAGUGUAUCUUGCUGCGAGGAAUCCCGAGAAGACGAGAAAUGUUAUCGAGGAAUUGACGAAGGCUACGGGGAAGACUGCGGAUUUCUUGAACUUGGAUCUAGGAGACCUGAAAUCUGUGAAAGCCGCUGUGGAGGAAUUUCUUUCGAAAGAGAAGAGUCUCGAUAUCUUAUUCAACAAUGGAGGUGUGAUGCUAGCUCCCCACGAAAUGCUCACUGUCCAAGGCUACGAUUAUCACUUUGGCGUUAAUGUCCUCGGUCACUUUUACCUCACGAAGCUGCUGCUACCGGCAUUGCUUGCAACAGAAAGCAAGGCUCGCGUGGUUACGACCUCGUCCUCGGCUAUCUAUCUACCUUUGGGGAGCAAGAUUUCGUUCGACACGCUCAAGGAUGGACCAGCGAGGAAAAGGAAAUCCCUGAAGGAUCUGUAUGGUCAAAGCAAAGUGGGCGACGCGAUGUUCGCGUUAGAACUAGCGAGGAGGUACGGGGACAAAGGGAUAGUAUCUAUCAGCCUUAAUCCCGGUAACCUAAAGACGCAUCUCGACCGGCAUGCGAAUUGGUUGAACACCAUUAUUUUGUGGUUCUUGCUCUUAUGGCCCGCAACGUGGGGCGCGUGGACGUCUCUAUGGGCCGGCACGAGUCCAGAAAACGAGGAUGCGAACGGCAAAUUCAUGGUUCCGUGGUGUCGGGAGGGUAAGACGACCAAGCCAGUUCGAGAUUCGGAAGUCGGCGAGAGAUUAUGGAUUUGGAUGGAGGACCAGGUAAAGGAUAUAUAAUCCAAUGCUACUCUAGGUGCGAUUG